Clupea harengus (Atlantic herring) is the source of this 3012-nucleotide messenger RNA. RefSeq lists its product as uncharacterized. The record is from RefSeq and is a predicted model, not a curated record. Gene Ontology annotation, biological process: regulation of signaling; regulation of cell adhesion. Lineage: Eukaryota; Metazoa; Chordata; Actinopteri; Clupeiformes; Clupeidae.
GUUUUGUGUCAGUCAACUACACACACCCAUGCAUACACUCAUCCAUUUCUCCCCACCCAUCCCUUCAGAGGAGGAUUGAACUUUGGAUCCAGUGUCUAAACUGUACUUCAUAGAGGGCGGAUUUCUCCUACCGGCAGGACAACGUGAAUGACUUCCUAAAGGUUUGUUAAUAAAGGGACUAACAGACGGCCAACUCUUCUUUUCAAAUACCUGGGAUUCGUGCACACAGGUUUUGGCAGUGCCGUAGGCUGAUUCAGGUUUUGGCCGUGACGUAGGCUGAUUCAGGUUUUGGCAGUGCCGUAGGCUGAUUCUGGCUCAAGGAUUAUGGAAAAUAAAGACACAAGUUAUCAUCGUUCCUCGGUCAUCAAACCAAGGAUAACCACCCAGUUCAAUCAGUUCCUGCCUUCCAAAAACAAAUCAUCAGGGUAUGUUCCUGCUCCUCUGCGAAAAAAACGUGCUGAGGCAAAUGAAGACAACAGACGAAGCUGGGCCAACCCUGAGUCUACAGAAGAGCAUGUGAUGAUCAGGAGUAAAUCUAUGACCGACAUCCAAGUGGACCGGAGCGAGGAGCUGCAGAAGAUCCGUGCGCGAGUCCAGGAGACUGAUGAUCAGUGGCAAGAUGAUCUUACCAAGUGGAAGAAUCGACGGAAGAGUGUGAAUUCUGACAUUGUGAGGAAGAAAGAGGAAAGAGAGAAGAUUGACCUGGUCACCAGUGGGAAAGGAACCAAGACAUCCACAACACAACAAGAGAAGCAGGAGGAGAGAGAGAAGAAACUGAAGGGCCCUUUCAACAAAGGUUUCCGAGCCUUCUCAUAUGAUGAUAUAAAGCCAGUGGCAAGGGGCAGGACUGUGCCAGUCUACAAAAACACAGUCCAUGAUGCUUCUACCCAGGACACACCAGGUUCCCACUCUGAGCCAACCAUAACAAAGGAUUUCUCCAGCUCUUGCACACUGGCUUCAGACCCAGCUACCUUCUCCUCACUGUCCUCUCAAAGCGACAGGAACCCACAGACACAGACCUGUAUUCCAACCGUACCCAGUGGCACCAGUCCCAAAGAACAAGACCACUACAGUCUCAGCAGUAACAGACCCAAUACAAGCAUUACACCUAUUCUCAGCAACCCCCCAAAUGUGGCAGUCCAAAGUGGUCUGGAGGAGCCGGGGCGGAACAACAGUUCUAGUAGCAACACCUUGCCAGAACAGUCCAGUUACCUUUUUAGGAGGGCAGCAGAUGAUCCCAACUUAGCCAAUUUGAAGACGACUGCGACAUUAACCUCUCUUCCCACCAAGUUUCAGAGAACAGAGAGUGCACGGCGGCUGACCUCGGUGGUCACUCCCCGCCCCUAUGGAUCUCAGUCUACAGGACUCACUUCCUUACCAAGGACAUUUACUCAGGAGGACAAAACUCUGGAGGGGAAACAACAGGAGGAGAAGGAGAAGAGGAUGACAGAAGAAGAGAAUAAUCAGCAUCAAACAGGAGACAGGGGAGGAGAGAGGACAGAGCAGAAGGAGAGUCUAAAGGAGAAGUGGAGCAGGGGGGGUAAAGAUGAUUUGAUGAGAAUGGGAGAGGAAGAGGAAGAGGAGAGCUCUAUGCAGACAAAGCAUGUGGAAGAGAAGGAGAAAGGUUGGCUGAUCAAGGACCAAGAUGAGGAGGAAACACAUCAAGACGUGAAAGAAAGGCUUCAACCUCAGCAACAGUGGGCAAAGUCCCGAUCCAUGUCUGCGCUCAAUGAAGUUGAAAGACCCAAAGAUCAGGUUAAAAAUAGGGGAAUGACUGAAUGGUUUCUUGGGGAGGAAAUGAAACGAAAGAGGAGUGCUGAGGUGCGGAGAACACUUGCUGCUGCAGAGCUGGAGACUGAAAGGAGAAACAUUGUUAACGCCAUGAGAUAUAGAGAGCCAGAGAGAGUGGUGAACAGUGACCAUGGCAAGAACUCUUGGAAUGAGGAUCCAAAAACGGUUUCAUCCCAAAGCCAGCAAAUCCUGCAGGACAUGAAGAGGAAGGCCAACUUGCCAGCAGACAACAGUUGGACGUGGCAACAAGCCAGCAGUGCCAGCAAGGACGCUAUUAGGAGAGAUGAAUCAGCCAACAACCUUGACAAGCCAAAAUCAUCUUGGAAGUCAUCACUAACACCUGACAGCAACCCUUUCAGCUCUGUCUCCAGGCCUCCACACUCCACCCUCUCAGGUACUUCAAGCCAUAUUGAGGACCACGCCCCUGCAUGUAGCCCUUCCUUGCAGCAGCAGCAGCAGCAGCAGCAGCAGAGCAGGUCAGUCAGUGCCAAGAAAAUCUGCACAUUCUGUGACAAACCAUUAGGCAAAGGAGCAGCCAUGAUCAUCGAGUCCCUGGCGCUGUGUUAUCAUUUGACUUGUUUCAAGUGCAACCAAUGCAAGUCCGAACUUGGUGGAUCAGAAGCUGGGACUGAGGUCAGAAUCAAAAAUGGACAGCUCUACUGUAACUCAUGCUACAUACAGCUAAAAACCGGGCCUCCCACUGUCAUGUGAUGUUCUUCACAGAAAGCAGUUUGAGGAGGAACCAGCCAAAAGAAAAAAGAACCCUGAACCUUGGCGGCAACACCUGCUUAGUAAAUUCUGAUGUUGUAGUUAAUAAUGGCUAUUGGACCAGAUGGCGGUACAAUAACACUGUGGUGAUGGUAAAAUACUGCACUUGGUUGUUGAUCAGCUUUAGGGUAAAAUAAUACCAUUGGAUUGUCCUUCAAAGGAUUUAUCAGUGUCAUUAAGUUAGAGUUUAAUUCACUAGAUUCUAGACUUUCAAUAGAUUUCGUGCCAGGACAGUCAUGUGAUGUUUGGAUAUUUGAUUGUAUUUUCAUAACUUAUGCAGUUGACCACUUACUAAAUGAGAAUCAGAUAAAUUAAUAAAUGCUUGUAUGAAAGUGUUAAAAUUGCUUGUACAAAAUAUUUGAGAAGUGUAUUGUGCAGGUGUUGUUUCAAUAAAAUAUGAAUCUGCAGUGGUAUUUCCUGUUACUGCGUAAAUAAAUGAUUUUGAUGACUUCA